ACAGGAACACCGUCAUUCGAUCUGUCAACAGUUUACGGUAGUAAUCUGAAGCCUUUGUUGGAAAAAGGUCGUCUAUUUCAAGGUGGUCUAUUAAAAUAUGAAGUGGAUAACGGCCGAGUUUGGCCUCCGAGUAUUAAGACCGGAUUAGGUGUUUGUUUGUCAAAUCAACGACCACGAGAAAAACGAUGUCAUGAUAUUCCUGACAAGGGAGCCAAUAGCUUAGCUGGGAUCAACUUGAUGACGAUCUGGUUAUGGAGGCAGCACAAUCUAAUUGCCAAAGUUUUGUCCAAGAUCAACCCUUGUUGGGAUGAUGACAAGUUGUUUUAUACUGCUCGAGAUAUAAAUAUUGCUAUAGUUAUGCAAAUAUUCUACUAUGAACUUUUGCCAGCUUUGUUUGGCCAUGAAAAUCUACUACAAGAAGGAGUUAUAUCCACCGCUCCAGGAUUUAGGGAUUUCUACAAUAACGAACUCGUCCCCCAAAUAUCACUGGAGUUUCCUUUCGUCUUGCGUUGGUUCCAUACGACGCAAGAAGGUGACAUGAAGUUAUUCGACACUGAAGGAAAUUACUUGAGAAAAUUUCCAAUAGUCAACUUCACUAUCAGAACAGGAUUCUUUGGUUCAGAAGACAACAUGGAUUUUGUGACGCAAGGCAACUUUAGACAAGGCUCUGCCAAGUUUGAUUAUGUCGUGGAUCCCGACAUUGUAAAUAUAGGCUUGGGUCAUCAUCAACGGGCGACUGACUUACUAACAAAUGAUUUAGCAAAGAAUCGUCUGUUUGGGUUCCAGCCUUACGUCAAGUACAGAGAACUUUGUUUCAAGCAAUCUUUCAAAACUUUUGAUGAUCUAAAACAAGCUAUUGAUCCCGAAAGAGUCGAGAUGCUAAGAGAUGUGUACGAAGAAGUAGAUGAUAUAGACCUUUUAGCAGGCAUUUGGCUGGAAAAAGCGAUCACGGGAGGCCAUGUACCGCCCACUCUGUCUUGUAUUGUGGUGGAACAACUGUUAAGAGUCAUCAGGUCAGACCGGCAUUGGUAUGAGAGACCUAAUAGACCAAAUGCUUUCACAUAUGAACAACUGUUGGAGAUAAGGAAGGCGACGGUGGCGCGGCUGCUCUGCGAUGUCGGAGACAAAGUGACGCACAUACAGCGACGUGCUUUCUACAGGAUUAACCACAAUAAUCCGAUGUGCAGUUGCAAAGAUAUUGAAUUCGUCAACCUCUGAGCUUGGAAGGAUCAAACUUGUGGGACAGACAUGCAGCUGUCCUUGGAUUCUUUAUACGACCCCGCCUCUAUAUUUCAUACAGAGUUUUUGAAAUGAAAGUACUAUCGCUAUCUAUAACAA
Messenger RNA from Papilio machaon (common yellow swallowtail), 1338 nucleotides. RefSeq names its product peroxidase-like. Bases 238 to 1218 code for a protein of 326 amino acids. Gene Ontology annotation, molecular function: heme binding; peroxidase activity. Gene Ontology annotation, biological process: response to oxidative stress. The transcript has 8 exons. The record is from RefSeq and is a predicted model, not a curated record. Lineage: Eukaryota; Metazoa; Arthropoda; Insecta; Lepidoptera; Papilionidae.